AUGACGAUCACGUUUGCGACAGACAUGAACCCCAUCUCGUUCAGCUCCGACCCUACCGCGUACGAACUGCCCACCGACGGCGCCGCCGACCUACUCGUCUCCUCGCCGCCCGCAUCCCCAGCCCUCGGGGCCACCCGUGUCUCGCACGCGAAGAAACGUGAUGCGUCGUACAUUCCCCGCCCGCCGAACGCAUUUAUCCUGUUCAGGUCCUCCUUCAUCCGCGCACAGCAUAUCCCGGGCAAGAUCGAGGGGAAUCACAGCGCUCUCUCAAAGAUCAUCGGUAAAUACUGGAAGUCCCUCCCGAGGGAGGAGAGAGAGGUCUGGGAGGCACGGGCGAUUGUCGCCCAGGCCGAGCACCGCAAGAAGUACCCAGACUGGCGGUUCAGACCCAGCGCAAACGCGCUCGCAAAGGUCAAAGACGGGCCCAAGCGGCGUGCCAAUAGGAAGGGGAGAGGCGAGGCAGAGAAGGAGGUGCGCAGUCGCGAAAAAAGGUGCGCCAGGAUCGCUGCUCUCCUCGUCGAGGGCAAGACGGGCUCGGACCUCGAGGCCGCCGUCAAGGAAUACGAUAGCGUCGCGAAGGAGGCCAGUCAGGUCAAAGAAGAGGGCAGCGUUCCUCCGGAGGCGGCUACUCCAACCCCCGGAGAGCUCCAGGACGCGAAUGUUGGGUCGCGGGCCGCCCAGACUGAGCCUACUGUCGAGGUUGGCCCGCCGAAGCCCACGGAGAGUGACUCUCUUCUCCCACACAAGCCUGUUGAUGGGGGCGGCACCCCGGCCAGGGCUCCCGGACGCGUCAGCGACGCCCGCUUCAACGUGCCCUUGACUGCCAUGUUCAAGCGCUCCUCGUCUGCCCCCGCAUCGCACACGCGCAACAGCAUCGCCUAUUUCGAUGAUUCGAGCGCAUACAUCUCCGCCGGACGUCGGUACUCUGUCGACACCACCGCCCCGUUCGCAGCCGCGUCGCUCUUUGCAGGCAGCCUUCUCUCGCCUCCCCGCAGACACGAGGAUACACCACGUGUGGAUGCUGGGGACAACGUGCCCAGCACGCAUCCCUCGCUUCCGGGAUUCUGCAGCCCCAGAGACUUUGUGUCCUUCGGUGGCAGCACCGAGCAGUGGCACCAGCCUACCGUUGAGUUGUUUGACACAGGCUUUCCCGCCCGUGCGCAGCUGACGUCCGCCCUGCACAUUCUCCCGGCACAGGGUUUUGGUCCCAGCACCGUAUCGGCGGACUGCUGGAGCCCUCCGCUUCCCGCGUUCGUCCCAGACACAGAGGGCUUCCCCAGCCCGGCGCACUCGCCCCCGCCCGCCGUUCCCCUCGCGCUCGACGACGGCGACUGCUGCGCAGACCUGGCCGACCUCACGAGGAUCGCAGCACAGGGCGUGCCGAGCGAUCUCUUCCGGUCAUCGUACUCAUCGCUGAAGGGCUGGGCCGGGGACUCGACGUCGCUCGUUCCCCCGCUGAUUGUGCCCCCGGCGGAUGCAGUUGUCAUGCGCGAUGCAUUUGAGGCCGCCGCUGCCGCUGCCGCGUUCGCAGAGUGGCCUGGCACGGGCGUGGCGGUCGCCGCCCCAGCGACGUAUUCGUGCCAUUGGAGCGACCCGACGGACUGGCAAGGUUUGCAGUACUAUGCGCAGGGCCUGCAGGACUUGGACUGCCGUCAGGGCCACGGGCUUUACUACGACUGA
Fibroporia radiculosa is the source of this 1680-nucleotide messenger RNA. RefSeq lists its product as uncharacterized. Gene Ontology annotation, molecular function: DNA-binding transcription factor activity, RNA polymerase II-specific; RNA polymerase II cis-regulatory region sequence-specific DNA binding. Bases 1 to 1680 code for a protein of 559 amino acids. Gene Ontology annotation, biological process: cell differentiation; anatomical structure morphogenesis; regulation of DNA-templated transcription. The record is from RefSeq and is a predicted model, not a curated record. Lineage: Eukaryota; Fungi; Basidiomycota; Agaricomycetes; Polyporales; Fibroporiaceae. The transcript has 2 exons.